UGGGCGGCGGGUGGACAGACUGGGAACCGCCGAGAUCUCCGGCUUCCCUGGCGGACCGGACCCUGGCCGCCUGUCUCUUACCAUCGAGGCCACGCCUCGUCUGGCCGGGUCCCGAUUUCUUGACUGACUGACCAGGCCCUGACGGACGGAUGGGCCGCGCGUCUGACACGCUGACACCCGGGCCCAAAGGCCAGACUUCCACGCAUGACGCGAGGCAGGAGCAGGGUGGACAUGCCCCAGGUGGAGUGCAAGGACCAGGAGCCACCGCCGCUGGGCGACCGCAAGGAGCAGCCACAGGGUGACGAGAACCGCGAAGAGGAAACUGGCUUGGUGCCGGCCAGAAGUCAGGGUUCUAGCCCCUCUAUUGCCACCUCCAGUGCCAACCACCAGCUGAUGACGCUAGAAGGGAAGUUGGGACCCUACUUUUCCUCUCUGGACUCGAGCAUUGACAUCCUGAAGAAGAGAACCCAGGAGCUGAUCGAAAACAUCAACGAGAGCAGGCAGAAGGACCACGCUCUCAUGACCAACUUCAGGGACAACCUCAAGAUCAGGGUUUCAGACCUGGCAGAGAAGCUAGAAGAGAGGAUGUAUCAGAUCUACAAUCACCACAACAAGAUCAUUCAGGAGAAGCUCCAAGAGUUCACUCAGAAGAUGGCAAAGAUCAGCCAUUUGGAGACAGAGCUCAAACAAGUGUGCCACACCGUGGAGACAGUGUACAAGGACCUGUGCGUCCAGCCUGAGGCCACCCCUGCGGAAGAGGAGCGAGCCCACAGAGACGGCUAAUGCUGACAGCUUCCAGAGAGUUCCCCCCUCCCGGGCCCAGAGGCCACCGUUCAGGCCAUGCCCAGAAAACCGUUGUUCGCAGUUCUAUGAUGCAUCUUGGCAAAAAAUAAAAGGAGAUUAAAAAAUCCAAAA
Molecule: messenger RNA, 915 nt
Organism: Suricata suricatta (meerkat)
Lineage: Eukaryota; Metazoa; Chordata; Mammalia; Carnivora; Herpestidae
Gene: SYCE2
Product: synaptonemal complex central element protein 2
Exons: 5
Coding region: 205-783 (192 amino acids)
Biological process (GO): synaptonemal complex assembly
Cellular component (GO): central element
Source: RefSeq, a predicted model, not a curated record